AUGAGGAGCCUCUUCCGCUCGGCUCUAUCAGCCAGCCCCAACUCCAUCCCCACUCUGCACGCGUGGGCGAGUCAGGAGGCCCGCCUAGCCACACCCGAGAGCAUGGAUGCAGCGAGGGGGCUGUUUCGGAGGUGUCUGGAGGUGCAGCCUGGGUGUGUGAGGGCGCUGCAGGCGUGGGGUGUGACGGAGCAUGCAGCAGGGGAUGUUGACGCGGCUAGGAGUCUGUUUGACCGCUGCCUUGAGGCUGCUCCGAGCUCCGUCCCCGCUCUCCAGGCAUAUGCAUGCUUGGAGAGGCAGCAAGGAGAUCUAUCCAAGGCCCGCUCGCUCCUAUCACUGGCCCUAUCAGCUCAGCCGGACAACGCUGCAGCACUACAACUUGCAGCAGAGGUGGAGGAGGCGUUGGGGAAUGCAGCAGCAGCGCAUGAGCUCUUUGUGCGGGCACCUUAA
Messenger RNA from Closterium sp. Yama58-4, 447 nucleotides. Lineage: Eukaryota; Viridiplantae; Streptophyta; Zygnematophyceae; Desmidiales; Closteriaceae. The record is from the annotation of a GenBank genome assembly.